Molecule: messenger RNA, 997 nt
Organism: Labrus bergylta (ballan wrasse)
Lineage: Eukaryota; Metazoa; Chordata; Actinopteri; Labriformes; Labridae
Source: RefSeq, a predicted model, not a curated record
UUCACCUACUGCUGGCAUGACGACAUCAUGCAGGCUAUCUUUCACAUAGCCACACUGAUGCCAAACAGAGAGAGCGACAAAGGCUGCUGCAACAAGAAGCGUCACAUUGGCAACGAUUUUGUCAUGGUUGUAUACAACGACUCUGGAGAGGAGUACAAACUGGGCACCAUAAAGGGUCAGUUCAACUUUGUAGAAGUCAUCAUAAAACCUCUCGACUUUGAAUGCAACCUGGUCACCCUCCAGUGCCGCAAAGACCUGGAGGGGUUGGUGGACACAACCGUGGCAAAAAUUGUCUCCGACCGCAACCUUCCUCUUUUAGUCAGACAAAUGGCUCUGCAUGCGAAUAUGGCCUCUUUGGUGCACCAGUACAGAGCCAACCCUUCAGAUGCUUAUGCCUCUAAGUGGUUAGCGAGAUUACGACACAUUAAGAGGAUCCGGACCAGGGCUCAGGAGGACAUUCAGUCUCGUUCGACGCCCGGCAUCUCGCUGACUCAAGGACACACUCAGCAGAACAAGUCAUUUCAGCAGAGCACUCAAGCAGCAAACCCCGAGGCCUCAGGGCAGAGGAAAAGACUUGUAUCAACAGUGGAUGAUUUCACUGAUUUUGUUUGAUUACAUUUGUUGUCCUGGUAAACACACACACGCGCACGUGCACACCUGCCUUAGAGCUGAGGUGACUGUAUUUUCACCUCUUGGCGUGGAAGAAUUCAGGAGGACACACUGAUUUUGACUUCAACAGAUUGGUACUUUGUAUUGGAAGAAUGAGGAGGUAUUACAAAGGCAUAUUUUGUGACGAAGUAUUGAUAUGCAAAGACUAAUUUCUGCAUAUUUUUCAAAACUUUUGAAACGCUAAUGCUUUGCACUUUUGAGAACUAAUCGUAAUGUUUCUGAUGUGCAACAUGAGAUGAGCAAAGUUGUACACACACUACAUUUGAGAGCAGGAUGUGUUUGUAUGUAAAUACAUGUGUGCAAUAAAAAGGAUUGAUGUUUGGAUUCA